Chlorella variabilis is the source of this 951-nucleotide messenger RNA. RefSeq names its product expressed protein. The record is from RefSeq and is a predicted model, not a curated record. NCBI's taxonomy places the organism in Eukaryota, Viridiplantae, Chlorophyta, Trebouxiophyceae, Chlorellales, Chlorellaceae. Bases 1 to 795 code for a protein of 264 amino acids. The transcript is spliced from 4 exons.
AUGGACGCACACGCCAUCUGCCGCAAAUUUAAAAUUAUGAACCAACCUGUCAUCCUUUAUGCCUUAGAACGGCGCCAAAACGGCGCCAAGAAUGUGUUUCUCACUAAGUCAGAUGUAGAGGGCAUCAUCCGGAUCAAGCAGGGCGACCAGCAGGCGCCCUCAGGCCGGCGGCGGCGGGGUGCGGGAGGGGGGGCGGCAGUGCAGGGCGGCACCAAGAACUACAGCAAGAAGGUGCUGCAGUUCUUCCAGGUGCUGAAGGGCGCUGGCGGUCAGGACAUCCUGUGCCGCUGCGUCAAGCGCAGCGGAGAGUGGCGGUGGUGCCCCGUGGUGCCGCUCGAGGAGCUGCCCCGAGUGAUCAAGGAGCACCACGAGCGGGCGACUGGCUUCAGCGGUGUGGAGAAGCUGUACACACAUCGCAGGCCAAAGGGCGAGCCCAAGGACUUUGCUGUGGGCGAUGACGUGCUGCUGCUGCCGCCGAAGCGCGGCAAAGUGGGCAAGCAGCUGGGCCGCAACCGCAUCGUGUGCCGCGUGGUGGAGAUCAAGCGGCCCUUUGGCGUGACCAUGUACCGGCUGCGGAGCGGAGCUGGAGUGGUGGAGGGUAUGCAUCAGGCCAGCAGGCUAUCUAAGGCGCCACCCAGCCUGGCCAGCGAGCUGACCUUCAGCGGCACGGCGCAGCGAGGAGUGCCUGUGGUGUCUCUCAAUGUGGCGAUGGCGGCGCAGCCCGGCGGCGGCAAGGCAGCCCUGCAAGAAGAAUGGUGCGCGGUGUGGGCGGCACUGUGGCUGUAUAACCGGUAAGGGUGGCAAUUGCAAGAACCAUUGAAAAAGUGUGCCUUGUACGCUUUGCCGUCUCCGCUGGAAGGUGCUGCCGCCUGUGGCGGCUUUAUAUUUCCUGUUCAUUUCUGUUGUUCGGUCUCUCUGUUCGUGUUGGUUGGCUUGUAAGAGUUGUAUUUC